Messenger RNA from Tetrahymena thermophila SB210, 2652 nucleotides. Its product is annotated as D-alanyl-D-alanine carboxypeptidase family protein. NCBI's taxonomy places the organism in Eukaryota, Ciliophora, Oligohymenophorea, Hymenostomatida, Tetrahymenidae. Gene Ontology annotation, biological process: proteolysis. The record is from RefSeq and is a predicted model, not a curated record. Gene Ontology annotation, molecular function: serine-type D-Ala-D-Ala carboxypeptidase activity. The transcript has 2 exons.
AUGAUAGACUAAGUUCAAUCAGCAAAUGAUUUUGAUAAAAAAGAAGAAUCAAACAAUCAAGAUAAAAAAGAAAAGAAGCUACAUAAAAGACUGAGAACUUCAUCAGCCAAUUUAUAUUCAAAGAAGUGCAAGAAAUAAAACAUUUCACCCGCAAAAGGAUCAGCCAAUUAGGCGAAAGUAGCCAAAUUACCUCACCAGCGUUCUCUUUCUGCAAAAAAACCAGCUCUCCCUGUUAUAUUUCAGGAGCAAAGAAUUAACUCUAAUUCUUUGUUACCUAUCUCUGCGCUGUGUUGGAGUGUUACAGAUGCAGUUAGCGGUCAAUUAAUCUACUCUAAGAUGAGUUCUGAAGUAAGAGAAAUGGCUUCUUUGACUAAAAUGAUGACAUUAUAUGUCUGCCAUCAGCUAUCAACUACAUAUAAUCUUAAUGCUGAAUCAGAAGAAAUUAUUGUUCCAAGGAUAGCUGCAUAUACAUGUGGUACAAGUGCAUUCUUAAGAGAAAAUGAGAAACUUUGCCUUCAAGAUUUAUAUUACGCGCUCAUGUUGCCAUCUGGAAACGAUGCUGCUGUAACACUUGCCCACCAUUUUGGAUAGUUGUUAAUUAAGAAUCCCUUACAGCCCAUUAAAAUUCGCUAAUAAUUAAAUAACUCUUUAAUCAAUUAAAUUUAGAUCUAAUAGCAAUCAUAAUAAUGCCCUCAAAAAUAAACUUCUCCAGAAAGAGAUAUGAGUCCAUUUAAAAAAUCUAUGAAAGAAGAUGCGAAAUUACCGAGUGAAAAUCCUGAUUUAUAGCAGAAUUUAAGCUCAUUUUAAUAGUUGGAUUAAAAAAAGAAAUCACAGUAAUAUAUUUCAAGAUUUGUUAAAGAAAUGAAUAAAUAUGCGUAAAAACUGGGCAUGAGAGAUUCGUAAUUUUCAAAUUGCCACGGACUUGCUUCAAAGAGCAAUCGCUCAACAUGCGAAGAUUUAUCAAAAGUGGCGCUAAAUAUUAUCCAAACUCCAUAUCUUUAAUAAAUUUGUUCGACUAAAAAUUAUCAAUGCAUUAUCUACCAUACAAUUAAAAAAGAUAUUAGAAAAGCAGAGUGGGUAAAUACAAAUAAAUUAUUAUGGGAUGAAACUAAUUCUUUUAAAGGAGUUAAGACAGGCUGCACUGAUAAUGCCGGGCCUUGUCUUUGCGUAUAUUAUAAAGAUCCUAUUAAUGUAAAUAUUGAAUUAAUUGUCACAGUUUUGUGCUGUAGAAAUCCUGAAAGAAGGUUUGACGAUUCCUCUAAUCUUGCUAGGUGGGCAGCAAAAUAGCUGAAAUCUUGCUAAGCUCCUAUAUAAUAAUCUACAUCAAAUUAGAAUAAGUUCCAAUUUUACAACCCUUCAAAUUCAAACUAAAAAAACCUCUUCUCAAGAAGCAAUGCGUUCUAGGUAAAAAACAAAAAUGAAAUAUCAUCUGAAAUAAUUCCAUAGCUAGAACAAGUACAUUCUUCUGAAAAGGUUUAUUAACUGGGAAGAACUAUUAAUUCCUUUACUCAACUGACCUCUUUUUGUAAUAUAAAUACAAGCUUUAUCCAAGCUAAUAACAGUAAUACAAUCAAUCUAAAUAAAAGCAUGAUAAAAGCAGCUAAAAAUACUUAGAAAGUCAAAAAAUUAGUUUCACCUCUACUUUAGCAAUCUGAACAAAAUAGAAUAAAUAAGUUUAUCAACUCUAACAUUAAUUAAAUAUAAAAUCACCACUUCAAUGUAAAUUCCUUGUAUGGUAAAGAUGAAUCAGAAUUAACUGAAAGGAGCAUUAUCCCCCAACUGACAAACAGAGGAAACGAAAAUAUUUAAAACACAAAUAAUAGCUAAAUUCAAAGAGACCACUCUGCAAAGUUGUUGUACAAUUCAGCUGAAAAAAAUAUGUCCAUUAAUUUGAUUAAAAAACGUAUUGAAGACAAAACUAAAAUUGAAAACGAAGCCAAAUACUCAAAAAGUCCUACUAAGAUCUAAAAAAUGAUCUCUCAGCUAAAUAGUUGUAAACCGAGUACUAUAUAAAAUGUUCCAUAACUGGUAAUAAGCUCAUCUUAAUCUACUUCCUAUUCGAGCAACUAAACUUCAUCUACAAAUAAAAAUUACAAUGAUAACAUUCUUUCUAUUUAAAGUGAUGAUAAUACUAAUAAUAAUAAUAAUAACAACAACAAUCCUAAUACAAUAAUGUCUCCAACUACAACAAAGUCUAUUCAAAUAAGUCAUUAAAAUAGUGAAAUAUAAAAUUAAAACUUUGAUAUGAGCAAUAAUCCAAGUAUAAUUUAAAAUUCAGAAGAUACUCAACAAGAUCAAUCUCAGUAGAGCAGCUUAUAAUAAAAUUUAAAUAAUAAAUAAGAUUCUCAUACAAGUUAAUUAAAUAUCCUUUUAAAUGAGAGGAUCUAAUACAGAUCUGAAAUAAGAGAUAGCAUAAAAAAACCAAUAGGAGGAGGAAAUAGUAUUAAUUCUAUUUAGUCAAUCAGUUAAAUCCAAAAUUCUGAAAGAGCUUCUUCAUUGAUAAACUAAAGUUUAAUAAACAACUUAGAAAUAAAUAAAUCAACCAACUUGAAUAAUUCAAAUGCAAAUAAUAACAAUAACCACAACAUUAAAAUAUUUUCAAAAUCAAAAAAGAAAAGAUACAUUAUUUCUUGUUUAGCAAAUAUAAAUUGA